Messenger RNA from Saxophila tyrrhenica, 654 nucleotides. RefSeq names its product 60S ribosomal protein L13 (gene rpl13). Gene Ontology annotation, molecular function: structural constituent of ribosome; RNA binding. The coding region runs from base 1 to 654 and encodes 217 amino acids. Gene Ontology annotation, cellular component: cytosolic large ribosomal subunit; ribosome. The record is from RefSeq and is a predicted model, not a curated record. Gene Ontology annotation, biological process: translation. Lineage: Eukaryota; Fungi; Ascomycota; Dothideomycetes; Mycosphaerellales; Extremaceae. The transcript is spliced from 5 exons.
AUGGCGAUCAAGCACAACCAGCAGAUCCAGCACAACCACUUCCGCAAGGACUGGCAACGCCGUGUCCGCGUGCACUUUGACCAGCCCGGCCGCAAGUUGCGCCGCCGCCAACACCGUCAAGAGAAGGCCGCAAAGGUCGCACCGCGCCCCGUCGACAAGCUGAGACCAGUCGUGCGCUGCCCAACGAUCAAGUACAACCGUCGCGUGCGCGCUGGUCGUGGGUUCACUUUCGCUGAGCUCAAGGCCGCCGGCAUCCCACGCAAGCUGGCGCCCACCAUCGGCAUCAGCGUCGACCCCCGCCGCCAGAACAUCUCCGAAGAGUCCCUCGCCGCCAAUGUCGAACGCCUCAAGACCUUCAAGGACCGCCUCGUCCUCUUCCCUCGCAAGACCAAGUCUCCAAAGGCUGGCGAAGCUUCUGCCGAAGAUGUGAAGAAGGCGCGCCAGAGCGGACACGAGGGCAAGGUCGUGCGCGCCAACAGCCACAUCCCGAUCAGCAACAAGGUUACAGUGCAGGAGGGCAAGGUUGCAGACUACGAGAGCGAGCCGGCCGCGUACAGGAAGCUUCGCGACGCGCGCAGCGAGGCUCGUCUGGUGGGUGUGCGGGCCAAGAGGGCGAAGGCCAAGGAGGAGGAGGCUGCUGCUACGAAGAAAUAG